Molecule: messenger RNA, 2370 nt
Organism: Adineta ricciae
Lineage: Eukaryota; Metazoa; Rotifera; Eurotatoria; Adinetida; Adinetidae
Source: the annotation of a GenBank genome assembly
AUGACCAGAUUCCGAUCGACAGCAUAUUGCAAUGGACACAUCGAUAUCGACAAAGAAUUGUUUCUUUGGUCGGUAAUUGAAGGUCGACGAGAUUUUGCUUUGCUAUUUUGGUCUCGUGGCAAAAAUAAGAUUUGCGCAGCAUUGAUUGCUGCAUUGAUCUAUCGAAAACGUGCACGUCGAGAUAACGAUGCGAGUUACAAUGAAUCAGCUGAUGAAUUCGAAAACUUAGCUGUACAAAUUUUGGAUAAAUUCUAUCAAUCAAGUGAGCAUGCAUGUACACAAGCAAUCAUACGAGAAAUCCCAGCGUUUGGCAAUGUGACAUGGUUGCAAGUAGCCGUUGCUGCCGAAGCGAAACAGUUUAUCGCACAACGAGCGGUUCAAGAUGUCCUCAAUAACAUUUGGUAUGGCUGUAUUGAUCAUCAUCGUGUUUUGAAUUUCACCAUCGUCUUCUCAACAAUCAAUCUGUGGUAUAGCGGAUUUCUUCCGUAUGAAAAGGAACUAGUGGCGACCAAUGAUGACAUUUCAUUCGUCGAAAAUCGAACGAGUAGCAAACAGAAAUUAUCAAAAGAAUCGCACGAGAAAAGAAGAUUAUUGAACAGGAAAAAAGACAUAGUUUCUAUGCAAUUAUUACAAGUUUCAACGGACGGAAGUAAUUCUCCCGUCGACUUCGUCGAUGUUGGUUGUUGGGAAAAUACCAGAACGAAAGUUUCGGACUAUUUUGUCAACAUCAAAACGUUCUUGUCCGCUCCAUACGUUAAAUAUCUUUAUAAUUUAUACUUCCAUGUCUUAUUUUUACUACUUUUCUCGUACGUAAUAUUAUGCGAUUUCUUUCCACUUUACAAUUUUCCAAUGGAUAAAUGUGGAGUGUUCACUGUACCAGCUAAUCGAAAUAUUAGUGUUACGGAUAAUGACAGUGAUCAAAUGGCAGGUAGUCGUAACAAUAGUUCAAGAAAAUCCAUUCCGUAUGGUUUCCAACAACGUUCGCGGCCCGCUGAUUCAGAAAUUUUACUUGCUAUUUGGGUUAUGACGUUACUUUUCGAGGAAAUUCGUCAACUUUUCUCAACGGAAGCACAGUCGAAACGAAAUGCUAUCACAGCUUAUUUCAAAAUCUUCUGGAAUAAACUAGAUGUUUUAGCCAUUGUGUUAUUUUUCAUUGGCUUUACUCUUCGAUUUGUGCCGAUAUCCGAAUGUUUCUGUGCUGCACGAAUUGUCCUUUCCGUGGAUUUGACAAUCUGGUUCAUGCGUUCAUUGGAUAUCUUUGCUGCUGUUAAACGUCUUGGUCCCAAACUUGUGAUGAUCGGAGAGAUGGUACAUGAUCUGAAGUUUUUUAUGCUAAUGUUAAUUGUGUUUAUUUUGGCAUUUGGUGUAUCAUCUUACAGUCUUAUUUAUGGCGUACAAAAAUUCUCAUGGCAUUUACCACGUGAAAUUGUUAAUCUUGCAUAUUGGCAAAUCUUCGGUGAACUCAAUGCUUUGGAAACAUUCGAGCAUAAUUACAAAGCCAAUGGUUACGCUGCAUUUAUAUUACUCGUGGCCUACAUGGCAGUUGUCAGUAUUCUUUUGGUCAAUCUACUCAUUGCCAUGUUCAGUAAUACGUUUGAUCGUCUUCAAACAGAUACUGAUCGUAUCUGGAAAUUUCAACGGUAUUCCUUAGUAUGCGAAUAUUUAUCUCGACCAUCAUUGCCACCACCACUCAUUCUUGUCUCGCAUUUCUGGCGAUUUAUAUUAUACACAUCGGCUCGGUGUAUUCGUUCACAAUGUAUACAGAACAAAUAUCGAGAACAUUCAAGUCGAACAAAAUAUAAAAAGCGUCUGAAUGAAAAGCUUACAUCAAUCAUCGAAAUUGCCGAAGAUGCACUUGGCGAUGAAGUCUUUUACAAUCAUCUGAAAGAAGGUCGAAAAUUAGUGGACGAAGUUGAUUUAGACGAAGAACGAGUAAAUUCUCCACAUGACACGAUGUUUGCCAAAAUUCGCACAUUAGAAAAUCGAAUCCAAACAAUGAACAAUCAACAAGCACAUAUGUUUGAAUAUCUCGAAUGUUUAAUGGAUGGUCUGAAAAGCAUAGGCGGUGAUCGUAUUCGAACACCUGAAGGACGUCGUUUCGAUCCUGAUGAAGCAUGUACGUAUAUUUGUAUGAGAACUCUCAUUAUUUCUAUAUCUUUCAUCACCGAGAAAAAAGAAACGAAUAUUUUACUGGAAGCUAAGAAAUGUUUUGUAUAUAUUCAAAUAGUUGAUGAUUCGAGUACUGGAAAUCAACCGAAACAAGCUUACCGGCGAGAAUCAAAUUUUGCCGAAUACCGCUCGCGUUCGAGUUCUUUGUUUGAUGAUCAACAAACUCAAAUGCUGAACUUUUUUCCUCCGCGUAAAAACUAA